CACCGCCUGUCUCUCACCGCCAUCAGCAGCACCAGCACCAGCAGCGCCAGCACCAGCACCACCACCACCACCACCACCAGCAGCACCAGCACCACCACCACCACCACCACCAAUAUCACCACCACCUGUUCGUACUCAAUCGCAUACCCGCCACUUGACAAGGCCGUCACCCUCGCUGCAUACGACCACCACUCACUCACUCUCCCACCAUGGCCACCACCACGGCCUUCGGCACGGCCGACUCUGGUCACCAAGCCCUCUACACCUGCAUGUCCUGUCUGGUCGGCUUCCACUCUCCCCUCGAUCAGAGGACCCACUAUAGGUCAGACUUGCAUCGCUACAACAUGAAGAGACAAGUCGCUGGCCUACCACCCGUCCGUCAAGAUGCUUUUCAGCAGAAGGUACAGCAAAGGGACAGCAUCCCGCUUCGUGACCAGGAAGAGCAACAAUUGCAAGCUUCUGCGCAAAGGUUCAGGUGUCAGGACUGUGCAAAGUCUUUUGCUUCCGACAAUGCCCUCACUACUCAUCUGAAGUCACGCAAACACAAGGGCACGGCCGCAAAGAACCACCUGAACAUACACCGCCAACAAUCGCCCCUCUCAUCCGCUACCUCUACUGCGCCUAGCGCUUCACUCGUCUUUCGAGUUCCUGCUCCUGCGGCUUCGACAUUACAAGCUCCUCAAGAGCAGCCUCACCAGCAGAGCAUCGGUCUCACAGGGGCCGUGCAGCGUGACACAGAUGACAAAGUUGAAGCCAAGGUUGCCGGACCCUCUGUCUUAGGACACGAUCCGCCUCUGACGACCCCUACAUCUCUGUUGGUAGCAGACGAUGCUUCCGAGGCCGAGGUCGAAGCUGCGAUUGCAGCUCGUCUGGCCUCUUCCGCUCGCAUCGACCCCUCGGACCAGUGCAUCUUCUGCCGCUUAAGCGGCUUCGCCUCACUUGCGAACACUCUGGAGCACAUGCAGGUCAAGCACGGCUUCUUCCUUCCCGAACGGCCUUUUCUGAUCGACCUUUCCGGUCUCGUACAAUACCUUGCGGACAAGGUCUCAGUGGGCCACUUGUGCCUCUACUGCAAUGGCCGUGGCCGGGGCUUCAACUCUGCCGAGGCUGCCCAAAAACAUAUGGUGGACAAGAGCCACUGCAAGGUCGCUUACGAACGGGAGCAAGACCAACUCGAAUUGUCUGACUUCUACGACUUCUCGAGUUCUUACCCCGACUACCAAGCGGCUGGGUCACAAGGCGCAGAGGUGGCGAGGGACGAUGAUGGAUCAGAGUGGGAAGACGUGGAGAUGGCUAGUGGCGCUGGGGAUACGCCUUCGGAUGAUGAUGGCGAAUCAGAAUACGAAGCCGCGAGACCGCUUCAUUAUGGCGAUUCUGAAUUGGAACUGGUGCUGCCGUCUGGAGCUCGUCUGGGCCAUCGCUCUCUCGCUCGGUACUACAGACAGACCCUUUUCAGCACUCCCGCUUCGGUUGGUACCAGCGGUGGAACAGUGGCUCGCCGCUUGAUCGAUUCAGGCCGGGCCAAUGGUCGCAAUUCGGCUCUCACCGUCAAGGAUCGCAACGGCGGAGAAGUCAAAGCUCGCAAUCGAGGAGAGGCGCGCGAAGCGAAGAGGCACAUCAGAGAGUUCCGUGAUUCACAAAAGCGAGAGCAGUACAUGACCAGGGUGGCCUUCGUCCAUAACAGUCAGAAACAUUUCAGAGACCCUCUCCUCCAGUAGACAACUCAAAUUUGUUUGUCAUCCAGCGCUUCAUGUACCCAUUGAUUAGCUGCCUGCUGCUACUUGCCCUUCAUUCUCCUUUUCAUGACAGAUGAUGUCUAUCU
Messenger RNA from Microstroma glucosiphilum, 1822 nucleotides. RefSeq lists its product as hypothetical. Gene Ontology annotation, cellular component: preribosome, large subunit precursor. The record is from RefSeq and is a predicted model, not a curated record. Gene Ontology annotation, biological process: ribosomal large subunit biogenesis. The transcript has a single exon. Gene Ontology annotation, molecular function: zinc ion binding; nucleic acid binding. Lineage: Eukaryota; Fungi; Basidiomycota; Exobasidiomycetes; Microstromatales; Microstromataceae. Bases 210 to 1718 code for a protein of 502 amino acids.